Messenger RNA from Cucurbitaria berberidis CBS 394.84, 609 nucleotides. RefSeq lists its product as uncharacterized. The annotation marks the transcript as partial. The record is from RefSeq and is a predicted model, not a curated record. The transcript has a single exon. Lineage: Eukaryota; Fungi; Ascomycota; Dothideomycetes; Pleosporales; Cucurbitariaceae.
CACAUGUACGAGCCACUUGACGAUUCGAGGCGACAAAUUCGACUUCUCCACUUGCACCGUGGAGACGAUGACGUCAAGCUAGCCUGCACCUUCAGCCUUGUGUCCCUGGAUGACGACCCUCAUUAUGAAGCUGUCUCGUAUGUUUGGGGGGAUUUUAAUAAAUGUUGCAGUAUCGACGUCGGUGCGGUGAACGAACCGGUACCGAUCAUGAGAAAUCUACAUUCAGUACUGCGCAACCUUCGUCUCCAUGAUCGCCAGCGCAUACUAUGGGUAGAUGCUCUGUGUAUCAACCAAAACGAUUUGGUCGAGAGAGGAAAACAGGUUGCAAUGAUGGCGACUGUAUUUAGUCGGGCAUCGCGCGUACUGGCCUAUCUUGGUGACCACUGGGACCGCUGCGAACUAGCGGUAGAAGCUAUACGACAACUGAGAGAAGAUGAAAGUAUGCACUUGUUCAGCUAUAUGCAACCGGGCCUUAGCAUCAACGGAGUGGGCUUGGAAUCUUUAGAACUAUUCAACACCGUCAUCGCCUUCCUGAACUCGGACUGGAUGACUCGCAUUUGGACGGUACAAGAAUUUGUGGUUGCGAAGGAGGUCGUUUUCCUUUAUGGC